UUUCACCUAUCACUUCCCUUUUUUCUAGGCUUUAUUAUCCUUAUUAUAAUUAUUUAAGAAGAAAAACCAAACCUCACAACCUCAUUAUUCAACACUCAUCAACACAAAAAAUGUCUUCAAGUGGUAGCAACAUUCAUGGCAAGAAUAUGGAACAAGAAUCACCAAGCAUCCCAACAGUGACACUUAGCCGCUACGAGUCUCAAAAGAGAAGAGACUGGAACACUUUUGGUCAAUACUUGAACAACAUGAGACCACCAGUUCCACUUGCACAGUGCAACUCUAACCAUGUGUUGGAUUUUCUUCGUUACUUGGACCAGUUUGGAAAAACUAAGGUUCACUUACUAGGUUGUAUGUUUUAUGGACAACCGGAACCACCUGCACCUUGUACUUGUCCUCUUAGACAAGCUUGGGGAAGCUUGGAUGCUCUUAUAGGAAGACUUAGAGCUGCUUAUGAAGAAAAUGGUGGGUCUCCUGAUACUAACCCUUUUGCUAGUGGCUCUAUAAGGGUUUAUCUUAGGGAGAUCAGAGAGUGUCAAGCUAAGGCUAGAGGUAUACCUUACAAGAAGAAAAAGAAAGGAUCAAAUCAAAGCAAGGGAAGUGAAGAAUCAAGUUCUAGUACUAUGAACUUUUCUUGAAUAUUCUUGGAAAUGUGGUUAAAAUUAAUGGAGGAGUUCUUCCUUAUAAAGGUUUGGUUUUCUAUAUGGCAUCUUAUAAAGGCUUUUAUUUUGUUAAUUAAUUACUUGGGAACUUGUAAGCUCUUAUAGUUAUAGUAAUUUUGGAAUCAAAAUUAUAUAAGCAUUGGUUAUGUCUCGGUGUGUCUUAUAUUCAAACAUCAUUUGAAAUUUUACAUAUAUAGUUCUUGGUUUCAUUUAAAAAACAUGAAAGAUGUAAGUUUGGUUUCACAUGUACACUUUAUCAAUUAUAGUUAGCGAUUGUUUUUGCCUAUUUUUAUUUUUUUUCGGAAUUUCUUCUUUGAAAUAGG
Vicia villosa (hairy vetch) is the source of this 982-nucleotide messenger RNA. Its product is annotated as protein LIGHT-DEPENDENT SHORT HYPOCOTYLS 10. Gene Ontology annotation, cellular component: nucleus. Bases 111 to 635 code for a protein of 174 amino acids. The transcript is spliced from 2 exons. Gene Ontology annotation, biological process: response to light stimulus; mRNA transcription. Lineage: Eukaryota; Viridiplantae; Streptophyta; Magnoliopsida; Fabales; Fabaceae. The record is from RefSeq and is a predicted model, not a curated record.